Molecule: messenger RNA, 2165 nt
Organism: Lycium barbarum (goji berry)
Lineage: Eukaryota; Viridiplantae; Streptophyta; Magnoliopsida; Solanales; Solanaceae
Product: dihydrolipoyllysine-residue acetyltransferase component 2 of pyruvate dehydrogenase complex, mitochondrial-like
Exons: 19
Coding region: 145-1809 (554 amino acids)
Biological process (GO): pyruvate decarboxylation to acetyl-CoA
Cellular component (GO): pyruvate dehydrogenase complex
Molecular function (GO): dihydrolipoyllysine-residue acetyltransferase activity
Source: RefSeq, a predicted model, not a curated record
ACAGAAUAAAGAACAAAAAAAAAAAAAAAAAAAAAAAGAAGGAAGGAAGGAUCAAAAUUGGUAGUCCAUUUUAAUAGCAUCUGUGUGUCUGCCCCAAAAGCCAGCCACCAUCUUCAGCCGUUUUCUCCUUCCAUCGGAGAAGUCAUGACUUACGCUACUCACGUUCUUCGUCACUCCAAUAAGAUCAGAAAUUCUUCAAACUUAAUACGGCAUGACUCUGCUAUUCUUGUCCGCUGGUUCAGUAAUGGCACGAGGCCUUCUAUGGAGAAGGGAGAUGAUAUUUUAAGGUGCCAGUCUGGUCUCAUAUCAGGAGAGAGACACAACAUUCCGAAGUCCUUCAAUAGAUGCAACUCAGCUUCAGCGCUAUCCAACAACAGUUGUAGAGCUGCAUCCCCCACGAUGUCAUUUGGAAAUGCUCUUAGAACUGCAAUUGCUCCAUGCGCUUCCACCGGGAGCAUGUCUUUCAUGAGAGGGUCUUCAGGAUCACAAGUGCCUUCAAGGAGGGGUUUCUCCACUGCUUCAGAUCUUCCUCCACACCAAGAGAUUGGUAUGCCCUCUCUUUCACCUACAAUGACAGAGGGAAAUAUUGCCAGAUGGCUAAAGAAAGAGGGUGAUAAAGUUUCUCCUGGUGAAGUGCUCUGUGAAGUGGAAACAGAUAAAGCAACAGUGGAGAUGGAGUGCAUGGAAGAGGGAUAUCUAGCUAAGAUUCUUCGCGAAGACGGAGCAAGCAAUAUCAAAGUUGGAGAGGUGAUUGCUAUUACCGUUGAAGAGGAAGGUGAUAUUGCAAAAUUUAAAGAUUACCAGCCUUCAACAUCAGAUGCUACGCCUUCACCGAAAGAGCCUGCUUCUCCACCUCCUCCCAAAGAAGAGGUUGCCGAGAAGCCUGUCACCCCAUCAGAGCCAAAAGUUUCUAAACCUAGUGCGCCUCCAGCAGAUCGCAUUUUUGCUAGUCCGCUGGCCAGGAAAAUAGCAGAAGAUCACAAUAUAUCUCUCUCAAACAUCAAAGGAACAGGUCCCGAGGGACGUAUUGUGAAAGCUGAUAUUGAAGAUUAUCUUGCUUCUCGAGGAAAGGAAGCCCCUGCAGCAGCUCCCAAGGCUGACACGUCUCUUGAUUACACAGAUAUUCCUGUUUCACAGAUAAGAAAGGUGACAGCUUCUAGGUUGCUGUUGUCAAAGCAAACCAUUCCCCAUUACUAUUUGAGUGUUGAUACAUGCGUCGACAAACUCAUGGAAUUGAGGAGCCAGCUCAAUUCAUUGCAAGAGGCUUCAGGAGGAAAGAAGUUAUCUGUUAAUGAUCUUGUAAUAAAGGCUACUGCUUUGGCUCUUCGAAAAGUUCCUCAGGCCAACAGUUCAUGGACCAAUGAGUACAUUCGCCAGUAUCACAACAUAAAUAUCGGUGUAGCAGUGCAGACGGAUAAUGGACUUUAUGUUCCAGUCGUCAAGGACGCUGAUAAGAAAGGGUUAUCCACUAUUUCCGAAGAAGUGAAGAACUUAGCCGAGAAGGCAAAAGGGAACAGCUUAAAACCACAGGAUUAUGAGGGAGGGACAUUCACCGUCACCAAUUUGGGAGGGCCUUUUGGCAUUAAACAGUUCUGUGCCAUCAUUAACCCUCCACAAUCGGCCAUCCUAGCUGUUGGAUCUGCUGAGAGAAGGGUGGUUCCAGGAUCGGGCCAAGACCAGUAUCAGUUUUCCAGUAUGAUGUCUGUAACACUGAGCUGUGAUCACCGGGUGAUUGAUGGCGCAAUUGGUGCAGAAUGGCUCAAAGCAUUCAAAGGCUACAUAGAGAGUCCAGAAUCAAUGUUACUGUAGAUUGAUACUUCCUUUUUUUUUUUUUUUGGUCGAUCCUUUGAAUUCUUCACGUUUUCCUCAACAAAUGGGAUGUACUUGGAUGUAUGAUAAAAUGGGAUUUCACGUGCCAUGGCCUGAUCUUAUUGCUUGAUAUAAGCAUCUUUAUUUGGGAAAGUGGCUGAACAACUUGGGAAUAAGAGGCUGCAAGGCUAUGUACCAUUCAUUUAGGCUUUUCGUUCGCGCAGAGUAAACGUCAGUUUUUUGCUCGAGAUCAUUGAGUUGAUAAUCUGAAUCUGUCUGAAGUAGAUGGAAUACUUGUUGUAAAUUCAUCUUUUUUUAAUAAGAUUCACUAAUCUGCAAGUUUUGAGAUGCUUCAA